Molecule: messenger RNA, 2326 nt
Organism: Hippocampus comes (tiger tail seahorse)
Lineage: Eukaryota; Metazoa; Chordata; Actinopteri; Syngnathiformes; Syngnathidae
Gene: otomp
Product: otolith matrix protein
Exons: 8
Coding region: 1143-2174 (343 amino acids)
Biological process (GO): iron ion transport
Cellular component (GO): early endosome; plasma membrane; recycling endosome
Source: RefSeq, a predicted model, not a curated record
UGUUGUUGUUGUUGUUGUUUUCUCCCAGUCCAGCUUGAUACAUUGAACACUAAUCUAGCUCGAAAUAAUCAAACCUGGCAACGCAGCGUAAGGUGGGGUUUAAGAACGAAACAAUAAACAUUUUACUUUUUUUAAAUUGAAUCUCAUUUGAUAUACUGUACUAAAGAUGAUCAGUAAACCGAGCAAAAAUACAUAUAUAUGGCAAAUAUUUAUAAAGUAAUAUUUGACUGUAACAACUCUGAAUGUGUAUGUAAAUUACUAUCAUUUGUACAAAUCAAAACAAGCAUUCAAUGCACUUUUUUUUAACCCGUGACCUCUGCACCGUGAGGUGGACGUGCUAACCAGUCGACCACCGUGUCGCCCUCACUCAAUAUAAUAAAUACAAAAUGUAUACGUAAAAUUGUUUAUUUCAUUCGAUCAAUUAUUCUGUGUAUUUGAUUGUGUAGAUAAACGAUUAGAAAAUACAAUUUUCUAUGUGGGACUCUUUGAGAGCAGGUGCGAUUUGAGAAGUAUGCUCGGCGCUUCCUUGUUCGCUCAUGUGUGCACUUGGAGGAUCGUAUGGAAGAACCCUCCCAAAUGUUCUCUUCAAAGUUGCACUAAAACAAUGUGCCCUUUCAUGUCUCCACCGGGCUUCCACAGCUCAAGUGACAUUCAUUUCAGCCUCCUUUCUCUUUGUCAAAAUACUCGGGACGUCACGAAAAGCGAUUUGAAUCGGAAAAUCGUUUUUCAUCUCUUUUCAACAGAGUAAAAUAACGGUACUGUAUCGCACGCCCGUCUCCAAGUUCGAUCCAUCCUUUUUUUCCCCGUUGUGCAGCUGCUGCAUUUAUUUGGCUUUACCUGUCCGUCGAGGUGCAUCAACGGCAGCGCUGCUCAUACUGUUGAUCGCCCACCACUACCUGUGCUCUUCACAGAGCCGCAUUGUCCGCACAUUUUUUUUUCUCUUAAUUAAAGACUGCCAGUCUGCUCUUAGUGACCUGAAGCACCCCCACCCCCCACCCCCGCUCCACAUGAAGGGGAAACACUAUCCCUGCUAUCCUAUCCACUGAUGGAAAUAGGAUUAGACACCGGGAAUAAUGCGCCCUAAGAUUUUCGCUUGAGCGACUUUUUUUUUUUCCCCCUCCUAGCCUUGCGGUGAAAUCUUGAUGCUUUGCAUCCUGAGUGGUCUGACCAGAGCGGACAUGGAGCUUUUCGGGGCAACGUCAACUUGGAUGUUCGUGCUGCACUUGCUUUCUGUCAACGGUGUCGUCAAUCCAAAGACAACAGUGUCCUGGUGCGUCACAUCGGACUCGGAGGAGCAGAAAUGCGCCGACCUGUCCGGGAACGCCACCGCUCGGAAUAUCCGAGGGACUUUGCAAUGCGUGCGAGGCCUCAACGCCAGAGACUGCAUGGAGAAAAUACAAAAUGGGAGCGCUGACGCGGCCUCCAUGUUUGCGGAUGACAUCUACGCUGCGGGCCUGUGUCACGGCCUGGAGGUGGCAGCCGGGGAGUCCCUCAAUGGAGUGGAUGGCGUGAACUACUACGUGGUGGCGUUGGCUCGCCGCUCGUCGUCCGACUUGUCCCUGCUGGAGAUGCACGAACGCAGCUCGUGCCACCCGGGCAUCCGCACCACGGUGGGUUGGACCGUGCCCGUCGGCUACCUGCUCAACACCUCGCAGAUCAGCCCGGGACACCAGUGCAACUUCCCCCGCGCGGUGGGGAACUUGUUCGGCUACAGCUGUGUGCCCGGCGUCAAAGACCCCCAACACGACCCCCGGGGCAACAACCCAAAGAACCUGUGCGAGGCCUGCAUCGGCGAUAACGAAUAUAUCCUGGAAUACUCCAUUUUUUUUCCUGAGCAACGAAAUCCCCCACGCCACAGCCCUCUGAAAUCCUGUGGCCUCACCUCACAUCCAGGCAGGAACCAGGACUCGUGGGCUCUGGACGUGGAGGCCGAGGACCUGAAGCUCCUUUGCCCCGACGGCACCGAGGCCGACCUGGACGACUUCCGCCGCAACGUGUUUGCAAACGCUACGGACGGCUUCAGCAUGUUCAGCUCUUCCGGCUACUCCGACUCCGACGUGAUGUUCAGCGACUCCACCCGUUGCCUGCUGAGGGUCCUCGGGGGCUUCACCUCCUGGCUGGGCCCCUCCUAUACCAGCGCCUUGCAAGCGUUCGAGUGUGAAGGGUUCUGUUGAUAAAAAAGCGGCGGACAUCUGCCCUCCUCUUGUCUCGUCUGACAUCAAUUUACACCUUCAGCUUCCUUGUGUUAUUUUCAAAGUUGUCCCAAGACGCCUCCAAGGCCAAGACGAUGACAUUUGAUGAAUUAAAACAAAAUCUUUUUUUGUUU